AUGCAUCGGUCUUCUCGUACAGGUGACUUGAUUUUCGAUCCCGAGGUAGAGAAGACUGCGCGUAGGACAACAAAAGAGACCAGACAGCUCAGAGAGGAGCACUCUAGUGCUGCAUCUCAGAGACCUGAGUCAGAAGUUGAACCAACAGACUCGUUUGGUGACACUUCGAGUGACUCUGAUCAGGGGGAAGGCACCAUGGCUAAUGCACGAACAUUAAGGGAGUUGGCUGCUCCUAACUUAAAUCAGCAACAUUUGUGCAUUACUUUCCCGAAUUUAGAUAAUAGCACUCCAUUUGAAUUAAAAUCUGGUCUUAUUCAUCUUUUACCCUCUUUUCAUGGUUUACCAGGUGAAGAGCCGUAUAAGCAUCUGCAGGAGUUUGAUGUUGUGUGCAAUAGUAUGAAACCCCCGGGAAUCACAGAAGAGCAAAUAAAAAUGCGGGCAUUCCCUUUCUCAUUGAAAGACUCUACAAAGGACUGGCUGUACUACCUGCCGCCGGGCAGCAUUACCACGUGGGGCCAGUUGCAGAAAAAAUUUCUGGAAAAAUAUUUUCCUGCGUCCAGGGCUGCAAAUCUAAGGAAAGAAAUUUGCGAGAUCAAGCAGCACCCAGGGGAGUCACUCCAUGAGUACUGGGAGCGGUUCAAGAAGUUGUGCAGGAAGUGCCCCCAACACCAAAUAAGUGAGCAGUUGCUCAUACAGUAUUUUUAUGAGGGGCUUCUUUUCAGAGACAGGAGCAUAAUUGAUACUGCAAGUGGAGGGGCACUGGUGAACAAAACCCCUCGGGAAGCACGGGAGUUGAUAGAGGGGAUGGUAGAGAAUUCACAACAAUUCGGGAAUGCAUCUCAGGCCAGGGUGUGCGGGAUUUGCACUGGUAUGGGUCACUCUGCAGACAUGUGCCCAAUGAUUCAGGAAGAAACUGCAGAACAGGUGAACAUGGUUGGCCACGCGCCCGCGCCAAGAAAGCAGUACGACCCUUACUCAAGCACCUACAAUCCCGGGUGGAGAGAUCAUCCCAACCUCAGUUAUGGAGGAAAUAGGCAGCCCAACUUUGCACCGAACAUGCAGUCUAAUUUCGUGCCAAAUAAGCAACCAGGGUACCAGCAGCAAUACCAACCCCGACCACCUCCGCCCCCAAGCUCUGGUCCAUCUUUGGAGGAGAUGAUGAAACAAAUGAUGGCAACCAUUACGCAAAAUCAGCAAAGGACGGACUUCAAAAUGCAGGACAUAAGGAAUCAGAUAAGUCAAAUGGCCACAACAAUCAACCGCUUGGAUUCUCAGAACCAAGGUAAAUUGCCGUCUCAGCCUGAAUUAAAUCCGAAGAACGUGAGCGCAAUGACCCUAAGGAGCGGGAAGGAAAUUCAGGGGCCUGAACCUGUGAUCCCUAAGGACAAGGAUGAGAAAAAGAUCGAAAAUGAGCUUGAGAGGGAGGACAGCAAUGGUGCAGAUCCAAAGGUACUUCCAGACCCAAUAAUUACAGUUAAAACUAACCCACCUCCUUUUCCUAGCAGGUUGGAAAAAUCGAAAAAGCAGGAUAAGGAGAAGGAGAUCUUGGAGGUGUUUCGCAAGGUGGAGAUAAAUAUCCCCCUCUUAGACGCCAUCAAACAAGUACCAAAAUAUGCCAAGUUCUUAAGGGACUUGUGUGUCAAUCGAAGGCGAUUGAGGGGAGAUGAAAGGGUUAUUGUUGGGGAGAAUGUGUCAGCGGUCCUGCAGAGAAAGCUUCCACCGAAGUGCGGGGACCCAAGUAUGUUUACUAUCCCCUGUAGGAUAGGCAACACUGUGAUUAGAAGAACCAUGUUGGAUCUGGGAGCAUCAAUAAAUGUCAUGCCUAAAUCCAUCUAUGCUUCUCUAAAACUAGGCCCAAUAUUGACUCCAGUUCUCCAUGUUUGGCAAUAA
Coffea arabica (coffee) is the source of this 1890-nucleotide messenger RNA. RefSeq lists its product as uncharacterized. The record is from RefSeq and is a predicted model, not a curated record. Lineage: Eukaryota; Viridiplantae; Streptophyta; Magnoliopsida; Gentianales; Rubiaceae.